This is a messenger RNA of Vanessa tameamea, 1617 nucleotides long. Its product is annotated as zinc finger protein 277. The coding region runs from base 88 to 1392 and encodes 434 amino acids. The transcript is spliced from 2 exons. NCBI's taxonomy places the organism in Eukaryota, Metazoa, Arthropoda, Insecta, Lepidoptera, Nymphalidae. The record is from RefSeq and is a predicted model, not a curated record.
UGUCAUCUGAAAAAAAAACAUAGUAGCUUUUAAGUCUCAAAUCAUUUAAAAAAAAUACUAUAAAUCAAUUUAAAAAAGAUAUAAAUCAUGGGUACAAGUGACAAACAAUUCUUUGGCCCCUUAACAUUACAUCAGAAAAGUGAAAAGCCAUCUAUUUUUAAGUGUGAAAAACCGACGGAAUGUGCUUGUGUUUUGUGCGAUGAAAUAUUCUCGUUACCGGCUUCCGAGAAGCAAUUUCUAACACAUUUGUUCAUGGAACAUCGUCUGGUUAUAGCUGAUGUUAACGAAAUUGCUGACUUAAGAGGUUAUGUGAAGUAUUGGAAACAGAGAUUUAAAGAUCAAAAUUUGCCAUAUUAUUGCACAACUAUGCUUCUUGACAACAAACCAGAUGGAACAAAGUCUAAAAAUGAAGAAUAUUUUCUACUAAGCGAUGUGUUACCUGAGGACAAAGAACUACGAAGCAAUCUAAGGCAGAGCAAAUUAGAAAUUCUAUUAGAAAGGCAUGCAUUUGAAAGAGAAGAUAAAAUAUACUCAAAAGAGUGUCUCUUUUGUCGUUAUGUCUCAAACGGCACUAGAGCUAAUUAUUUAAAUCAUUUGUAUGAAAAACACAAUUUUCAUAUUGCAAAACCUGAUAAUUUAAUAUUCGUAGAUGACCUAGUUGAUUUGAUUGCUUCAAAAUUGGAAAAACUUCAAUGCAUUUUUUGUGAAGGCUUGUUCAAGGAUCGCACAAUUUUAAAAGAGCACAUGAGAAAGAAAGGACACAAGCGAAUAAACCCAGCCAAUAAAGAAUAUGAUAAAUUCUUUUUAGUCAAUUAUGUUGGUGACAAACACACUCUCCCUACCUACAGACUGAAUAAACCAAACACAUCGAAAUAUUCAAAUGCUAAUAAAGAAGAAUAUGAACAGGAUUCAAAUGUAGACAGUGAUCCAGAAUGGUCGGAGUGGACUGAAGAAAAUGGACCUUUGAUAACUUGUCUUCUCUGUGAUCAGACUGAAAUGGAGUUUGAGAGCAUUCUGAAUCACAUGGAAAGAAAACACGAAUUCUCCUUUUCAAAAGCAACAUCUGGAUUCGAUUUUUAUCAUAAAAUCAAAAUCGUCAACUACAUCCGACGACAAAUACAUUUAAAACAAUGUCUGUCGUGUGAAACAAAGUUUGAUGAUUCGAGAAAUUUGGAAAAACAUUUAAAGGAAAUGAAGCAUUGGACUCUACAUAAGGAGAAAUGGGACCAACCAGAAUAUUACUUUCCGACCUACGAAGACGAUUUGUUCCUGUGUUUUAUUCAUGAUGAGGAUGAAAGUUGGUGGUCAAGUGAUGAACAAGAAGUCGAAAAUCAGAAUAAUAUGUGUGAUAAUAUUUCAAAAGAAAUGGCAUUAUCUGUUUUAAGUGAUUAAGGCGUUACUUAUUAAUAGUUAACAUGAAAAUUGAUAUCUUCUUAUAUGAGAGGUGCUACAAUUUUUAAAAUAUAUGUCUAUAAAAGAUAUUUAUCUUUUUAAAUAGUCUUCUUUUUAAUGUUAAAUGGAUUUGUAGAUGACUGGAGUUGUCAAAUAAUACAAAUCAGAUUUGUACUUGGUAUUUCUAAUUAUUCUAUCUACAAAAUGUAACUAUUGGUGAAAGAA